CCAUCCAUUCAGUCCUGCUCCAGCAUCACGCUGAGGAGAGAGCAGCAUCGGAGAGUCCGGGGAGGGGAGCCACCAUGCACGUUUGCCUGGAGAUUUCUUCCACUUGACUACCGUGGUUUUUUUUUGACAUUUUUUAUUUGCAUUUCCCCUCCUCUCUUUGUGUGUGUGGGUGUGUAUGUAUGUGUGUGUGUGUGUGUGAGGCUGUGGAUUAGUGUGUGUGCAUAUAUAUAAAUAUAGAUAUAUAUAUGUAUAUACAUAUACAUAUAUAUGUAUAUAUAAAUAUAUAUGUAUAUUGAUGUAUAUAUGUGUGAGGAGGCAAGGACACACUGCACAGAGCAUCCUCUGUUCUCUUAAGGAAGGACACCAGGACCUCCUCUUCCUCCUUUUCUUCUUCUUAUUGUGUUUUCCAUCUUUCCUUGGAGACAUGGAUCUAUGCCUGGACCCGCCGCGGAUUUGCCGAGGCUGGCGGCUUUUCCCCGUCCUCCUGCUCCUCACCCUCCUCUUUCGGGACCACCUGAGCUCCAUGCUGGACUGCCCGCCGACGUGCAGCUGCUCGCCCACCGAGAUCUAUUGCAAUAAGUCGGACAGCGGCCGCUUCUUCCCGCUGUUGGCGGUGCAGGAUGGAGCCGGAGCCAACGGCAGCGGAGCUGUGGACAUAGCUGACUUGUUCAAAAACAUCACAUCCAUACACAUCGAGAACUGGACGGGACUGCAGACGCUGCGGGAUGUGGACAUGGAACUCUACACUGGACUGCAGAGACUCACCAUCAUGAAUUGCAACCUGAGGGUGAUCCAGCCCCGAGCCUUUGCGCAGAAUCCACACCUACGCUACAUAAACCUGUCGAAGAAUCCUCUCAGCACUUUGUCCUGGCAGCUCUUCAAGCACCUUCAACUUGCCGAGCUGCGCCUGGACGGUGUGGUGUUCGACUGCGGCUGCAACAUACGCUGGAUCCAGCUGUGGCAGGAACGAGGCGAGGCCGGCCUUCACACGCAACAGCUGUACUGUAGGAGCGGAGCCUCCAAGAUGAAGCUGCACCACAUGUACAUCCAAAACUGUGACUUGCCAGAGAUCAGCGUGAGCCACAGCAGCGUGCUAGUGAUGGAAGGCGACAAUGUGACAGUGAGUUGUAAUGGAUCCGGAUCACCCCUGCCUGAAGUGGACUGGACUGUCAAUGGCCUCAACUCCAUCAAUACACACCUGUCCAAUGUUUACUGGCCCGACAUCCACUCCAUCAACUUGACACUGUUCAACAUCAGCCGUGACGACAACAACUUCCAGUUGACGUGCAUCGCUGAAAACGUGGUGGGCAUGACCAACUCGUCCAUCCAGCUCAACGUGCAGUUUCCCCCGGUCAUCCUUCGCCUGGCCGAGCCCGAGCAACGCCACGAUACUUGCAUUGAGUUCACGGUGCGAGGGUACCCGCACCCAAAGCUGCGCUGGUUCCACAAAAAUAAAGAGAUCCUGCACAACCAGUACAUCCGCACCGAGAUGGACUUCUACCAGGACUACCUGGAAGGCUGCCUGACCUUCCAGAACCCCACACACAUCAACAAUGGCAACUACACCCUGGAGGCCAGCAACUCGCUUGGGACGGUGAACAAGACGGUGUACGGACAUUUCCUCAUGGCGCCCGGCAUUGAUGACGAAGACGUGGUGGAGCUGGUGCCUUCUGCGCCCACAGACUCGGAUUCGGGCCGCCCGGACGAGGACACGUUUGGGGUCUCUAUCGCAGUGGGCCUGGCUGGCUUUGCCUGCGUCCUCCUUCUCGUCCUUUUCGUGCUCAUCAACAAAUACGGACGACGCUCCAAAUUUGGCAUGAAAGGUCCGGUGGCGGUGAUCAGCGGCGAGGAAGACUCAGCCAGCCCUCUUCACCAUGUCAACCACGGGAUUAUCACGCCGUGCACGCUGGACGCGGGACCGGACGCCGUCGUCAUCGGGAUGACUCGCAUCCCCGUGGUGGAGAACCCGCAAUAUUUCCGACACGGACACAACUGCAACAAGCCGGCCACCCUGGUGCAGCAUAUUAAGCGCCGAGACAUCAUCCUUAAGCGAGAGCUCGGCGAGGGAGCCUUCGGAAAAGUCUUCCUGGCCGAGUGUUACAACCUGAGUCCCACCAAGGACAAGAUGCUGGUGGCUGUCAAGACGCUGAAAGAUCCUAACCUGUCGGCAAGGAAGGACUUCCAGAGGGAGGCUGAGCUGCUGACCAACCUGCAGCACGACCACAUCGUCAAGUUCUACGGCGUGUGUGUGGACGGCGACCCCCUCAUCAUGGUCUUUGAGUACAUGAAGCAUGGAGACCUCAACAAGUUCCUCAGAGCCCACGGCCCAGACGCCAUGAUACUCGUGGAUGGCCAGCCGCUCCAGUCCAACGGCGAGCUGGGCCUCUCCCAGAUGCUGCACAUCGCCUCCCAAAUCGCGUCGGGCAUGGUCUACUUGGGCUCGCAGCACUUUGUCCACCGGGACCUGGCUACUCGCAACUGCCUGGUGGGCAACGGCCUCCUAGUCAAGAUCGGAGACUUCGGCAUGUCAAGGGACAUCUACAGCAGCGACUACUACAGGGUCGGAGGACACACCAUGCUACCCAUCCGCUGGAUGCCUCCCGAGAGCAUCAUGUACAGGAAGUUCUCCACAGAGAGCGACGUGUGGAGCUUCGGCGUCAUUUUAUGGGAGAUCUUCACAUACGGCAAGCAGCCUUGGUUUCAACUGGGUAACAACGAGGUCAUCGACUGCAUCACUCAGGGCCGCGUGUUGGACCGGCCCCGCGUUUGCCCCAAGGAGGUGUACGAUAUCAUGCUCGGCUGUUGGCAGCGGGAACCGCAGCAGCGACUCAACAUCAAGGACAUCCAGAAGGUCCUGUUCGCCAUGGGGAAGGCCACGCCCGUCUACCUAGAUAUCUUGGGCUAGAGACCGAGCCAGUACGGGAAUAGCCAGUCCCCCCUCCCCGCCCCCCUCACCGCACCCCCCUGCGUCACUAUCGAGGAAAACAACCUACAAAUGUUUGGGAAGGACUUAAGUGCCUGCAACACUUUUGGAUAUAGAGGAUAAAACAUAAAAACAAAAAAAACCAACAACAAAAACACGCACUUUUACAUUCUGUUUACUUGCUGUACAGGUUUCAAGACUUUUUCUUUCCCCGCGGGAAAAAAAACAAAAACAAAAAAACAACCGAAAUAUUGAGAUUGACGACAACAAAAGGGCCACAGUUUGAUAAGAAGAGUUAGAAUCCAUCUUGGCAUUUGGUUUUAUGAAUAUAUAUAGAAAUGUUACAUAUAUUUUAUAUUUAUUUCUUUUCUUUUUUUUUGGUCGCGUUUCCGACAGGGCAUCGCCCGCCCUGCCCGAGACACCCACGACCAAAACUGUUUAGACUUUUAAAAAGGAUGGAAGCCUUACUUUGCACUCUGAUUGGCUGCAACGCGACGCGGUUUUAACACGCAGCUGCGGCAGCAGGCGAAGGAGAGAACCGAUCAGACAAACAGACAAAUCUAUUUUAAUUUAAACAGGAAAAACAAAAAAGAGAAUGUACAUAUUGUAAAGUUCUACGUGUCAAAAGUUAUGUUAACUUAUUUUUUGCCAACUUUUAUUUCCCCCUCCCCCCCUCCCAUUCCUUUUUUCUGACUGUGAUCCGGGUGGCUCGCAAUUGGUGACGGGAAAAGCCACAAAGAAAGACUUUGGCGUCGUUCCCGCUACACUUUGCUUGGAAAAUAGCAUUCCUGUGGCCCGUGUGUUCACGCACACAAAUGCGCUGUCGUUUUUAGAGGGGCAAAGCAGCUUUUUGAACCAGAGCAUUGCAGGUGUUCUCCCUCCUCUCCCCCGCCCCUCCUUGCAAGGAAACUCACAGAAGAAACUUUAAAGUUGAAUAAUUCAAGGUUUUCUUUCUUUGCUUAUGCGCUUUCUUGCCGGGAGUUAGCCGAGGCGCUCGCUAUCGUGUUCAAGGAGAAAGUCACAAUUCAAGCGAGAGGCUCAAUAUAGCUCGGAAACAGGCUUUUUAAGCAAAAACAUGGCGAAUCGACGCACGUGGUGACCGCAGCGUCAAGAGCGGAGGAGUUAUUACUCUCGUUACAUCUAUACAUUGACACAUUUUUGCCAGCGGGAGGCUGCUAGUUUGCGGUAUUCAGUGAAAAUGUGGUGAUGAUGCGUCAUCAAACUUCACUGUCAUCCCCUACCCAAAAUGGGCUGACUUCCUGUGUCUUUGUGGGCAUGAUUUUUUUUUUUUGGUGGGUCUGCUAGUGGUAGAAAUGUCCAAAUGUCAAUGACCUUCGAGCUAAUUUUUUAUUGUUUUAUUUGACCUUGUGGUGUGGGGAGUUUCAUGUUUUUCUGUGAAUCGUCCCAACUUUACCGCCAAACUCUGCACACAGGCAACAACAAAAACAAGAUCCCACACAAUUGCCAAAAUCUGGUGGACCAUGAUACUUCCUAGCUGUUUUGGUGAAGAAACAGGAGUAGGCGUAUAGACGGCUAACGUCGUGCUAGCACUCUCUAGCACCCGUAGAAAGCAGAUUUAACCUGAGCGCACUGCAAGGGAGCACAUUUUUCCUUCUUUUCAAGUUAUCGCAACAUGCUGCCCAUUACUGCUGUGGAGUUUGAGCAAAAGGUCAGAAUUUACUCGACUCACAAAAAUUGGGGGAUAUUGUGCUCUCGGGGUGAGCCUAAAAUCGCUGUAACCUUUGCAAGUGAAUGUAAUUUAACCUUCUCAAAACGUUGGCGUGUGCGUUUAAGUUUUAGUACUAUUUGUGUAACCGGCUGUUGACUGGGUCGAGUAAAAUUGAAAUUUGAAAAGCCUCCGUCGUCCCUGUUGAUAUUUUGAUGUCAUGAGAUCAAGACUCCACCCUAACAAACAAGAUGAGCUCAGAGCGACGUAAGUGGCCAGCUAGCUUAAGAGCGACAUCAGCAGGAAUUGUAGAAAUGGGUGAAAGUCAAUAUCCUUAGAAAUUUCGGAAGAAACGUUGCGAAAUUUCACCUUAAAGUUCACUCUACCGAACUUUUGGAGAGUUGUGUAAGUUUGUCGGCAAAAUUUGAAGCGGACGUUGCAAACUUCAGUCACAUCGCUGUGAGGCUGCUAGCUAGGUCUCAACAAGCUAGCUCCCCACAAACCAGAUUCGUGCUUAAUUAGCCAACAUAAGAUGAACUGGAGAAAAAAAUUUUAUUUUUAUUUUUCAUUUCAAGACCAUUGCUUCAGCCUGUUUCCGAUGAGUGAAAACUGUGCAAACUGACUGUGUGCUUUUUUUUCUUGCUCCGUCUAAAUGUCAGUCUGCGAGUUCAGAGUAGUGUAUCUCUACCAUCGAGUCAUCCAGAAAAAUCUCGCUUGUCCUUCACAUUUCUUUCCUUUGUUCUUUUAUCAGCGAGCUACACGUCGUCGCUCCCGUGGCCUUUUGAGCGACGACAAGCUGAUACUUUUGCCUCAAGCAUGUACUUUAUCGAUCAAGCAGUGAUCAGUGAAUUGUGAUGGGUUUAUUUUGUUUGAUUAUUUGUUUUCACUCAGUACGUUUACAGCUCGCUUUAGUCCAGCUGAACGCUUUGGUGUCUAAUCGAAGGAGGAUUUGGGGCCGCAGGGGAAAAGAAUACAUCUGAGACAUUCAAUGUGGAAGAGGUGGUUGAGUUUUCCACAGAAAAUGCCCCCCCCCCCCCGCCAAAAAAAAAGAAAACAAAUGGUGACAUUGGCGAGUUUGCGAAUGACAAACCACUCAUCUUAUUUUUUUUUCUCAAGACUAAUUCUCCAAAUGGAAUUUUUUUUCUAUGAACUUUUUUAAAUUUUAUUUUAUUUUAUUUUUUUACUAUUCUGUAGUAACGGCCCAAUGGAGACUCGCUUUCAAUCGCGGGUGCAUUCCGGUCUGUACAUCUUGGAAUCCAGUUUCAGUUGGACUAACCUCUAAAACCGCCUUGUAAGCAUACUGAGUGACCAAGUGUUGCAAUUUGGUGUUAUGGAUGUUUUUUUUUUCCUCAUGGACUUUUAAGGCCAGGAUAGCAAGUGUCGUGAGAUAGAUCGAGUAUGGCGGGAUGACAUCCGCCCCCUCCCCUCGAAGCUUUUUGUGUAUUAUCUUGUGGUGACCAUCCCAAGACAUUCUGGCACAGGUUGUGAUCAUUUUUGCAGGCUCGUUCUCGGUGAGCUCUUUCUUUUCACGGGUGAACUCAUGGACCACUUUAUAGUUCUGUUGUUCCCCCCCCCCUCCCCCUCUCAAGCAAAGCAAACGUUGGCUUCUUCUGACCAUGUACGGUACUCAUGUUACAGAAUAUAAAAAUGUGAUAUAACAGCUGCGGUAUAUUAUGAUACUGGUACUCCAUGAUAGCUCUUUGUAUUAAUGUGACUCUCUCUCUUUCUCUCUCUUUCGCUCUCUCUUUAAGAAAAUGUCUUCAAAACAAUCAGAUGAGUUCUUUUUUUCCCCCUCAUUUUGUCCUGUGUUAUAAAGAUGUCUGAAUUUGACAACAACAACAACAAAAAUCAUCAUGUCUGCAUCCAAAUGUUUUACACACACAUUAAUUAAGGGAUGUUCUUGAAUGUGUCAUUAAAAAAAAGGUUUUUAAGAUGUAUAGAUGCAGAGAAAUAAAAGUCCCUCAGCGGGAAAAAAAAAACCCAUGAAACAAAAAAAAAUUGAUAAGGCCAAGGUGACUGAGUUCAAUUGAUAAUAUUUGUUUGUAAAUUGACUUGAGGUACCCGCUGCUCAGCCGGACUUUUCCGCAGUACUUUCAUGCGUUUAGCUUUUAAAAUGUGCAAGUAUUUGAUUAAACGAAAAGUAUUCAUUCAUUAUGGAAGACACAAGAAUCCUGUUGACUUUGAGUGUUACGUGACCCGAUUUGUAAUUCACAUAUAGUAAUAUAAUUCCUUUCACUUUUAGAAACUCAUGAUUCGAUAUUUUGACAAAUGGAAUCAUUUUAUGGGUGUACAGUAUUUAUAUUUAGUGUUUAAGUUUGUAUUGAAGGUGUUUUCCUUCAAAUUUAACUCAAGAUUUAGAAUCAUUUCGAGUGACAUGGAGCCCAUAAAAAAAAUACAUAAAA
Molecule: messenger RNA, 6991 nt
Organism: Hippocampus zosterae (dwarf seahorse)
Lineage: Eukaryota; Metazoa; Chordata; Actinopteri; Syngnathiformes; Syngnathidae
Gene: ntrk3b
Product: neurotrophic tyrosine kinase, receptor, type 3b
Exons: 17
Coding region: 296-2905 (869 amino acids)
Biological process (GO): positive regulation of kinase activity; multicellular organism development; cell surface receptor protein tyrosine kinase signaling pathway
Cellular component (GO): signaling receptor complex; axon; plasma membrane
Molecular function (GO): transmembrane receptor protein tyrosine kinase activity; ATP binding; neurotrophin receptor activity
Source: RefSeq, a predicted model, not a curated record